Molecule: messenger RNA, 3747 nt
Organism: Nipponia nippon (crested ibis)
Lineage: Eukaryota; Metazoa; Chordata; Aves; Pelecaniformes; Threskiornithidae
Source: RefSeq, a predicted model, not a curated record
GGCAGCAUGGACAUCCGCAACGACGUCUCCCAGCUCCAGAAGCUGGAGAACUGCUCCAUCAUCGAGGGCAACCUGCAGAUCCUGUUGAUGUUCACCACGGGCGCCGAGGACUUUCGGGGGCUCAGCUUCCCUCGCCUGCUCAUGAUCACCGAGUACCUGCUCCUUUUCCGCGUCUACGGGCUGGAGAGCCUGCGGGAUCUCUUCCCCAACCUCUCCGUCAUCCGCGGCACCAACCUCUUCUUCAGCUACGCCUUGGUCAUCUUCGAGAUGCCGCAUCUGCGGGACGUGGGGCUGCACAGCCUCGGCCACGUCCUGCGCGGUUCGGUCCGCAUCGAGCGCAACCAGGAGCUUUGCCACCUCUCCACCAUCGACUGGGGGCUGCUGCUGCCCGACGCCGUGGACAACACCUACAUCGUCGGCAAUAAGUUGGCCGAAGAGUGCGCCGACGUCUGCCCGGGCAUCCUGGACGUGGAGAAGCCGUGUGCGCAGACCAGCGUCAACGGGCAGCUGGAUUAUCGCUGCUGGACAUCCAGCUACUGCCAGAAAGGCCGCCAUUUCCAUUUCAACGGGCACUGCCUGCCCUCCUGCCCGCCCCGCACCUACGAGUACGAGGGCUGGCGCUGCGUCACCGCCGAGUACUGCGCCAGCCUCCGCAAGGUCUCCGACAACCCCCGCGACGCCUCCAAGUUUGUCAUCCACCAGCGGCAGUGCCUCUCCGAGUGCCCCUCGGGCUACACCAGGAAUGAGAGCAGCAUCUUCUGCCACAAGUGCGAGGGGCUGUGCCCCAAGGAGUGCAAGGUGGGCACCAAGACCAUCGAUUCGACGCGGGCGGCGCAGGAGCUGGGGGGCUGCACCCUCGUCGAGGGCAACCUCAUCGUCAACAUCCGCCGGGGCUAUAACCUGGCCUCAGAGCUGCAGAGCAGCCUGGGGCUCAUCGAGACCAUCACGGGCUUCCUGAAGAUCAAGCACUCCUUCGCUCUCGUCUCCUUGUCCUUCUUCAAGAACCUCAAGCUGAUCCGCGGCGACUCCAUGGUGGACGGGAACUACACCCUGUAUGUCCUGGACAACCAGAACCUGCAGCAGCUCUGGGACUGGAGCCACCAUGUCCUCUCCAUCCCUGUGGGCAAGAUGUACUUUGCCUUCAACCCCAAGCUGUGUCUGGCUGAGAUCUACCGCAUGGAGGAGGUGACAGGCACCAAGGGGCGGCAGAACAAGGCGGAGAUCAACCCCCGCACCAACGGGGACCGGGCGUCCUGCAAGACCCAGACCCUGCGCUUCAUCUCCAACAUCACCGAGUCCGACCGCAUCUUCCUCAAGUGGGAGCGGUACCGGCCCCCCGAGUACCGGGACCUCCUCAGCUUCAUCGUCUACUACAAGGAGUCACCCUUCCAGAACGUGUCGGAGUACGUGGGGCAGGAUGCCUGCGGGGCGCAGAGCUGGAACGUGCUGGACGUGGAGCUGCCGCUCAGCAGCGAGCAGGCACCGGGGGUGGCCCUGCUCAACCUCCGCCCCUGGACCCAAUACGCCAUCUUCGUCCGCGCCAUCACCCUCACCACCGCCGAGGAAGGACGCAACUACGGGGCGCAGAGUGAGGUGGUCUACAUCCGCACCAUGCCGGCGGCCCCGACAGUGCCCCGGGACGUCAUCUCCAUGUCCAACUCCUCCUCCCACAUCGUGGUGCGUUGGAAGCCGCCCACGCAGCGCAAUGGCAACAUCACCUACUACCUGGUGCUGUGGCAGCAGCUGGCCGAGGACAUGGAGCUCUAUGUCAACGACUACUGCCACAAAGGUCUGAAGCUGCCCACCAGCAGCGCGGACACCCGCUUCGGGGACGGGGACGGCCCCGAGGUGGAGCAGGACGCAGAGGAGCGGUGCUGCCCCUGCCGUCCCACCGAUGGGCAGCUCCGCAUGGAGGGUGAAGCCGAGUCCUUCCAGAAGAAGUUUGAGAACUUCCUCCACAACUCCAUCAUCAUCCCCAGGCCACCCUGGAAGGUGACAUCCAUCAACAAGAACCCACAGAGGACCCCGAAGCGGCGCAGGGACGUGGUGGCUGUCACAUCCCCGGCCAACGCCUCCUCGGCAGAGCCGCCGGCCCCGAGCCGCGCUGGGGGCGAGCCCAAACCCGACUUCCAGAUCUUCGAGGACAAGGUGGUGCGCGACCGUGCGGUGCUGUCGCGGCUACGGCACUUCACCGAGUACCGCAUCGACAUCCACGCCUGCAACCACGCCGCGCACACCGUGGGCUGCAGUGCUGCCACCUUCGUCUUCGCCAGGACCAUGCCGGAGCUGCAAGCCGACAACAUUCCCGGCAACGUCACGUGGGAGCCGGCCGGCAAGAACAGUGUCCUGCUGCGCUGGGAAGAGCCCAGGAACCCCAACGGGCUCAUCCUCAAGUAUGAGAUCAAGUACAGCCGUGAGAGCGAGUGGCAGUGGUGGGACAAGUGUUCCUGCAAUGUGUGGGGCGGAAUGAGUGCCCGGGCCCUGGCCCACGGCCGCCUGCUCCCGGCAGCCGAGGAGGAGUCUGGCAGCUUCUACGUCCUGCUCACCGUCACGCCCGUGGUCCUCAUGGUGCUCAUCUCCUGCCUCGCCGUCUUCGUCUUCUUCUACAACAAGAAGAGGAGCAACGACGGGUACCCCAGCGGGACGCUCUACGCCUCCGUCAACCCCGAGUACUUCAGUGCCUCGGACAUGUACAUCCCCGAUGAGUGGGAGGUGUCGCGGGAGAAGAUCACGGUGAUCCGGGAGCUGGGGCAGGGCUCCUUCGGGAUGGUGUACGAGGGGCUGGCGCUGGGGUUGGCCACUGAGGGCGAGGAGACCAAGGUGGCCCUGAAGACGGUCAAUGAGUUGGCCACCAUGCGGGAGCGCAUUGAGUUCCUCAACGAGGCCUCCGUCAUGAAAGCCUUCAAGUGCCACCACGUGGUCCGUCUGCUUGGUGUUGUGUCCCAGGGCCAGCCAGCUUUGGUCAUCAUGGAGCUGAUGACACGUGGGGACCUGAAGAGCUACCUGCGCUCGCUCAGGCCUGACGCCGAGAACAACCCCGGGCUGCCGCCGCCGUCACUCAAGGACAUGAUCCAGAUGGCGGGGGAGAUCGCCGACGGCAUGGCGUACCUCAACGCCAACAAGUUCGUGCACCGGGACCUGGCUGCCCGCAACUGCAUGGUGUCCGAGGACUUCACCGUCAAGAUCGGAGAUUUCGGCAUGACCCGGGAUAUCUACGAGACAGAUUAUUAUCGGAAAGGGGGCAAGGGGCUGCUCCCCGUCCGCUGGAUGUCCCCCGAGGCCCUCAAGGAUGGCAUCUUCAACACGCAGUCCGACGUCUGGUCCUUCGGCGUGGUGCUGUGGGAGAUUGCCACGCUGGCCGAGCAGCCCUACCAGGGCAUGUCCAACGAGCAGGUCCUGCGCUUCGUCAUGGACAACGGCGUCCUGGAGCGGCCCGAAAACUGCCCCGACAAACUCCAUGAGCUGAUGUGCCGGUGCUGGCAGCAGAACCCGCGCCAGCGCCCUUCCUUCAUCCAGCUCCUGGAGAGCAUCAAGGACCACAUGGCUCCCGCUUUCCGCACCCUCUCCUUCUUCUACAGCCCCGAGAACCGCCGGCGCGGCUCGGGCGGACCCUCCGACCCCGGGCCGGGUGCAGCCAGCUCCGGGCUGGAGCCAGGUCCUGGAGGGGUGUGCGUGCCUGUGCGUGUGUACAUGCGUGUGCACGCGUGUGCACGCGUGUGGCUGGGGGUGCCGGUGCCGGGACGCUGA